UUCGCGCUGGGAAGCAGGGUCAAAGGUCGUCGGGACUGAAGGCGUUCUUGCCGCUGGUCCUGCAGCUAUGUAGUGGAGGGACAAGUUCCCUUCCGUAAAGUCUGGAAGGUUCUUGGGCUCCUCUAGGGCGCUAGCCACAGGACUGCUAGUCGCCAGCUUCGGGUCCCUGCUGGCUGAGCGGAGCCGCCGCCAUGUUUGGCUGCUUGGUGGCGGGGAGGCUGGUACAGACAGCUGCACAGCAAGUGGCAGAGGAUAAAUUUGUUUUUGACUUGCCUGAUUAUGAAAAUAUCAACCAUGUUGUGGUUUUUAUGCUCGGAACGAUUCCAUUUCCUGAGGGAAUGGGAGGAUCUGUCUACUUUUCCUAUCCUGAUUCAAAUGGAAUGCCAGUAUGGCAACUUCUAGGAUUUGUCACGAAUGGUAAACCAAGUGCCAUCUUCAAAAUUUCAGGUCUUAAAUCUGGAGAAGGAAGCCAACAUCCGUUUGGAGCCAUGAAUAUUGUCCGAACUCCAACUGUUGCUCAGAUAGGAAUUUCAGUGGAAUCACUGGACAGUAUGGCUCAGCAGACUCCUGUAGGCAAUGCUGCUGUAUCGUCAGUUGACUCUUUCACUCAGUUCACACAAAAGAUGUUGGACAACUUCUACAAUUUUGCUUCAUCAUUUGCUGUCUCUCAGGCCCAGAUGACACCGAGUCCAUCUGAAAUGUUCAUUCCAGCAAAUGUGGUUCUGAAAUGGUAUGAAAACUUUCAAAGACGACUAGCACAGAACCCUCUCUUUUGGAAAACAUAAUUUGAAUAAAAUGAUUUUUAAUGGAUUUUGAAAUUUGUCAUGAUUUGAAGAUACACAACAAUAGACAAUUUAAAAGCAUGAAGUCAAAAGGAUCAUGGAGCCUAAGUUUAAAAACUGCUUAAUAACUGUGAAUCUAAUUAAAAUCUUCAUAAAAAAAUUUAAAACAAUGAAAAA
Messenger RNA from Marmota flaviventris (yellow-bellied marmot), 959 nucleotides. It is a transcript of the gene Hikeshi, whose product is annotated as heat shock protein nuclear import factor hikeshi. The record is from RefSeq and is a predicted model, not a curated record. Gene Ontology annotation, cellular component: cytosol; nucleus. Gene Ontology annotation, molecular function: Hsp70 protein binding; nuclear import signal receptor activity. Gene Ontology annotation, biological process: protein import into nucleus. NCBI's taxonomy places the organism in Eukaryota, Metazoa, Chordata, Mammalia, Rodentia, Sciuridae.